AUGCCUUCGGACGCGAAAAAAGCUCGCGAUGCGGCAAAGAAGACAGCAGCUAAAGGGCGAGGAAAGGCACGAGACAACAAGGCCAAGCAAGACGAGGAAGAUGGACUUGGGACUCCGCUCGCAAACGAAAAUGGAGGAGGGACGCCAGAAGAGGUGGAAGUCGAUGAGGCACAAGUCGCCAACGGGCUCGAUGACGCCGCAGCCAUGUUAGCCAGAAUGGAACUGGAAAAUGCAAAAGCUCGAUCUGUUGCUGGUGCUUUAACGUCGAAUCCAAAAUCGGUGGAUAUCAAGGUCGAAGGGUUAACCAUCACUUUCCAUGGGCGCGAGAUUGUGACAGAUACGAAACUCGAGCUAAAUAUGGGGCGUCGUUAUGGGUUGAUAGGAUUGAAUGGAUCAGGGAAGUCAAGUAUCAUGAAUGCCAUCUAUCAGAGAGAGAUGGCUUUACCGGAUCACGUAGAUAUGUUUAUGGUUUCGCGAGAAAUGGAGGCGUCACACAAAACCGCCUUACAAGCAGUCAUUGAUGUUGAUGAAGAAAGGAAAUUGCUAGAGAAACAAGCUGAAGAGCUUAGCUCUUGUGAAGAUGAAGAAUCACAAGAGAAGCUUAUGGACAUCUAUGAACGUUUGGAUGAAAUGGAUGCUGAUAUGGCUGCGACCAAGGCUGCUCACAUUUUACACGGUCUUGGUUUCUCAAAGACUAUGCAAAUGAAGAAGUGCAAAGACUUUUCUGGAGGUUGGCGUAUGCGAAUUGCCCUGGCUCGAGCUUUGUUUUUGAAGCCAGCGCUUCUCUUGUUGGAUGAGCCGACAAACCAUCUCGAUUUGGAAGCUUGUGUUUGGCUUGAAGGAGAACUUGCCAAGUACAAGCGAUGUUUGCUCAUUGUCUCACAUUCACAGGAUUUCAUGAACGGUGUCUGUACGAAUAUCAUUCACUUGUUCCAGCGGGAGCUUAUUUAUUAUUCAGGAAACUAUGAUCAAUUUGUCAAAACAAGAGAAGAGCUUGUGGAGAAUCAAAUGAAACGAUACAAUUGGGAACAAUCUCAGUUGCAACACAUGAAAGAUUAUGUGGCUCGAUUCGGUCACGGCUCUGCUAAAUUGGCCCGACAGGCUCAAUCAAAAGAAAAGACGAUGGCUAAGAUGAUCGCUGGAGGGUUAACGGAAAAAGCUGUUCAAGAUCAAGUCAAACAGUUCUACUUCUUUGAUGCUGGUGAAAUUCCUCCACCCGUUAUCAUGGUUCAACAUGUAUCUUUCCGCUACAACGAAAAAACUGCAUGGAUUUACAAGGAUAUUGAUUUUGGAAUUGAUCUUGAUACGCGUAUUGCUUUGGUGGGUCCAAAUGGAGCUGGAAAGUCAACAUUAUUGAAGCUUCUUUGCAACGAUGUUUUGCCUACUGAUGGUUUGAUUCGCAGACAUUCUCAUUGUAAAAUUGGCAGAUACCACCAGCAUUUACACGAAGAGCUUCCACUAGAGUUGUCAGCUCUCGAAUACAUGAUGAAAUCAUUCCCUGAUGUCAAGGAAAAAGAAGAAAUGCGGCGCAUUGUUGGUCGGUAUGGCAUCACCGGUCGAGAGCAAGUUUGCCCGAUGAAGCAGCUUUCUGAUGGGCAGCGAUGUCGUGUUUCUUUUGCCUGGCUUGCAUGGCAACAGCCUCAUUUGCUUCUACUCGACGAGCCUACAAAUCACCUUGAUAUGGAAUCGAUCGAUGCUCUGGCUGAAGCAAUCAACUGUUUCUCUGGCGGCAUGAUUCUGGUAUCUCACGAUUUCCGACUGGUUUCACAGGUUGCUGAUCAAGUGUGGAUUUGUGAUAAUCAAGGCAUCACCAAAUGGGGCGGUGAUAUCAUGUCGUACAAGGAGCAUCUUCGCAAACAGAUUGAAAAGGAUGCCAAACAAAUGGAAAAGUUGAAGGAACGC
Messenger RNA from Mesorhabditis belari, 1902 nucleotides. The record is from the annotation of a GenBank genome assembly. Lineage: Eukaryota; Metazoa; Nematoda; Chromadorea; Rhabditida; Rhabditidae.